Messenger RNA from Calliphora vicina (urban bluebottle blowfly), 983 nucleotides. RefSeq lists its product as uncharacterized. The record is from RefSeq and is a predicted model, not a curated record. The transcript is spliced from 2 exons. NCBI's taxonomy places the organism in Eukaryota, Metazoa, Arthropoda, Insecta, Diptera, Calliphoridae. Gene Ontology annotation, molecular function: GTPase activator activity. The coding region runs from base 409 to 900 and encodes 163 amino acids. Gene Ontology annotation, biological process: COPI coating of Golgi vesicle.
CUUAUUUGACAUUUCAUGCAUUCCAGUUGUGAACGUGGAAUUUUGGAAUAAAACAAAUGAGCAAAAAACACGCGUCAAAAUUUUAACAAGAAACAAGAGAAAGAAAAGAUAUAAAAAAAACUAAAUUUAAUUAUUUAAUAUUUAGCAAACGUUCAAGAAUUUUGUAACUAUUCCAUAUAGAAACUAUUGUACAAUAAGUAUAAAAUAGCAAAAGAAACAAAAACUAAUAAAACAACGCAACAUUUUUACAGCAAGAAGUGUCUUUCUAAAUUUUUUUUUUUUUUUGUAAAUCAAACCUUAACAAAAACAACGAAAACUCCAACCCAAGAAAAAACCAAUUAAACUAGAUUCAGCACUAAACUAAAUAGUGCUAAGGAAACUUAUUGAAAAUCAUUUUUAAAAGGAAUCAUGGCAAAUUCAACAACAGGUCCUACGUAUAAAGAAAUUUUAGCAGUUUUUGCACGUUUAUACUCACAAUCGGCCAACAUGUCCUGUUUCGAUUGCGAUGCCUUUUCUCCCACUUGGUCUAACGUCACAUAUGGCGUUUUCAUUUGCACCGGCUGUUCGGCCGUACACCGCAGGCUGGAUGUCCACUUGAAUUUUGUGCGUUCCACAAACAAGGACACCAAUUGGACUUGGAUGCAGCUGCGUCAAAUGCAAUUGGGUGGCAAUGCCAAUGCUGCCCAAUUCUUCCGUGAACACAAUUGCACCACCACGGAUGCCCAGCAGAAGUACAAUUCUCGAGCUGCUCAACUGUAUCGCGAUAAAUUGACCGGUCUAGCUCACCAGGGAAUUUUUGAGCCAGGCGUUGUUGAAUUUGACAUUUGUACGUUUGGUUGUGCUGCAGAUUCAGAGAGUAUAGCCACAGUGUCUAGGGGUAAUAAAACAAAAACUUCUUAAAAUAUUGAGGUUUUCUUUAAGUUUAAGCCAAAUGUUUUGAUUGUUAAUGUUGAGAUUUUGUAAUAAAAUGUAUUUAAAAGUAA